Daucus carota subsp. sativus is the source of this 1242-nucleotide messenger RNA. RefSeq names its product protein E6. Bases 57 to 1004 code for a protein of 315 amino acids. The transcript has a single exon. NCBI's taxonomy places the organism in Eukaryota, Viridiplantae, Streptophyta, Magnoliopsida, Apiales, Apiaceae. The record is from RefSeq and is a predicted model, not a curated record.
AACACACUGAUGAUAGUUCUCCACCUAGAGACCGAAUAAUUUCUAUCUAGACCCUCAUGGCUUCCUCUACCACCUUCUCUUAUUUCCUCCUCCUUGCCCUCUUAGCUGCUUCUCUUCAUGUUCAUGCAAGAGAUAGUCAGUUCUUUAGCAAAGUCACAAGUAACAACAUUCCCAAAGAAGUUCUCCCAACAAAACAACAAGAGCCUUUGAACAAACAAGAGCAAGAGCCGAAUUUUGUCCCACUAAACCAGCAAAACCCGGGGGGCUAUGGCCUUAACGGUCACGAGUCCGGCCAGCUUCCCCCCACCACUGAGAACCUCCCUUACAGAACCCAAACAGAAAAUUCUUACAACAAAGAAAGCAACCCUAAUUUAGUUGAUGGCCUAUACUACAACAAUGAUGCCAAUGUGAAUACAGAGUCUUACUCUAGUUCAAACAAUGGUGAUCAGUUCCGCAACAAUGAGGCUUAUGUUACUAAUCAACAAGGCAUGAGUGACACAAGGUUCAUGGAGAAUGCCUACACCACUCCGAUCACAAGCAACAACAAUGGUGAUCGGUACUACAACAAUGAUGCCUAUGUUACGAAGCCACAAGGCAUGAACAACAACAACAACGACAACAAUUACAAUGGUGAGAAUAUGUACAACAAUAGGGAGCAUGACAUUGGAGAAGCAAAGCUAGGUGUGACUAAUGGCAACAAUUACAACAAUGGAGGCAACAUGUAUGAAAAUGAGAAAAAUGGAAUGAGCGACACAAGGGUCAUGGAGAACGGAAGGUAUUACUAUGACCUUAACACCGAAAAGAAUUACAAUCUUAAUAAUUACAACAAUAAUCUCAACGAGAAUUCAAGAUCCUUCAACUCGAGAAAUGAGUAUGCCAACAACAGAGGCAAUUACCGGAACUCGUUUAAAGGGCAAAACGGAAACAAUGAGAAUUUCAUGGAAGGCUACAAUGGGAACCAAGAGGAGUUUCAGGAGGUCCGAGAUGAGCAGUUCAUGCCUUGAGCUUUUGUGUUCUAUAUUACAUGGAAUGAAUCUUAAUUAUUAAGUGUGAUUUUCAAUCUCUGUGUUGUAAAAUGUUUUAGAAGGAGAAAUUAGAUAAAUAUGUGGCUGCAGGGGCCUUCUUCUGUCAAUUGUUAUCAAUUACUGUAGUCAGUACCAACUAUGUACUGUUAUAUAGUUAAGCUCCAUGCUUGGAAUGGAAGUGUGUGUUAUUAUGAAAAUACUCUCUUUUUCUCUCGUA